Suillus paluster is the source of this 1079-nucleotide messenger RNA. RefSeq lists its product as uncharacterized. Lineage: Eukaryota; Fungi; Basidiomycota; Agaricomycetes; Boletales; Suillaceae. The coding region runs from base 222 to 818 and encodes 198 amino acids. The transcript has 3 exons. The record is from RefSeq and is a predicted model, not a curated record.
UGUCAUGAUUUUCGUAACCAGUACCAAUGUGCCUUGACCGACCCCAUCCCUAGCCCAAAGGGGCCUCGGAUGACCGUCGAAAAAUUUAUCCUGCCUGGCUGCUUGGCAACUUGGCAAGCAGUCUCAGGGCCUAGUCUGUACCUACCGAUCGAUGGACGGAAUAUCAGCGAGUGCCAGCGGGUGCCAGCUUGUCUGACAUCCUUCCCACGCUUGCGCCUUAAAUGCAGCACCUGCAAGGACAUACCUUGUCAGACACCUGUUGCCAACUUGCAUCGAUCAUGAUUUUCAAGUCCCUCGUCAUCGUUGCUGCAGCAGCUCUGGCUGUCAACGCCCAAACAUCGGCCACAACAUCUCCUGCUGCAGUUCCAAGCGGUCUCACAGAAUGCAUCAUUUCGUGCUCGGCCCAAGCAGCCUCCGCUGGAGGCUGUUCCAGCUACACCGACCUUGCUUGUGUUUGUACCUCGACUGCAUUCCAGGAUGCUGCUGCCGCGUGCUUGCAGGCUAACUGCACUACUGCCGAGAUCGCUGCGGCCGACCAGGCCCAGAUAUCUGAGUGUUCAUCGCUUUCCGGGAAUGCGACGACUUCGUCCGCAACGCCGAGCGCCACGUCGCCCACGACAUCUGCCACGUCAUCUACCACGUCGUCUGCUUCGUCUACCAAAACAUCUGGAGCUGCCACAUCUGGUGCUGCCGCGGGUCUCGUACCUUCAUUUGCUCUCAACAGUCCAUUUGGCGGGCUCGUUGCCCUUGCUGGUGCCCUUAGUGGGAGCAGCGUUCGUCCUUUGAUUCCAUUAGUAAAUGGCACAACUAUGGAAUGACGUGGCAUUGACUCGACCUCGAUAUCUCUUCUUAUUUUCACUCCGGUCGCGGACAUUUGCUUAUGAUUUUUUAAAGUCUUGAGCAAGGGCGUUGACAAGGACUUAUUGGAUUAUUGAAUGUGUACCUUUAUUAUUUGACAUUACUCUUGAGGCCCUGAGGUACCAUUCAAACCAAAUGCAACAUAUAAUAAUUAGAUAUCUUAUCCUUGGCCAGCCUGCCACCAGCAUCCUCGAUUUGACUUAUCGGUAAAUAUCGUGGGU